CUUGUGGAAGUCGAGGGCGUCGGUCGAAAAGCAACCAGUCGCAUUUCAGUCGGUGGUAUUUUGUAGCGCGGGUUUAAAUAGAGACCAGACUCCCUCCUGAACGUACACAACUCCCUCUGACUCUGUGGCUCAGCCUUCUUCCCUCCCUCUCCUUCUUUUACGGAGGAGGUGUGUAAGAAGAAUCCACUUUUUGCUGACUUUUAAAAGAGGAAACGGUUCUUGUUCCACGAGAUAAUUGGGUCACACCAGUAAGAACGCCAACAUGCUUCAGGAGAUUCAGGAGUUUGGCUCACACGCCAUGGAUAUCUAUGACUUCCUCUUGGCAGGAAUCGAUCCACGGCUGAAGAGUUAUCCCCUCAUGCAGAGUCCUAUUCCCAUGACGGCAAUAUUGCUGUGCUACCUUUUCUUUGUACUGUACCUGGGACCUCGCAUUAUGGCCAAUCGCAAGCCCUUCCAGCUCAAGGAGGCCAUGAUAGUCUACAACUUUCUGCUCGUGGCACUGUCGAUAUUCAUUGUGUAUGAGUUCAUGAUGUCUGGAUGGGCCACAACGUAUACCUGGAGAUGUGACGCAAUCGAUACCUCAAACAGUCCUGAAGCCCUACGAAUGGUCCAAGUGGCUUGGCUCUUCUGGUUCUCAAAGAUUAUCGAGCUGAUGGACACAAUGUUCUUUGUUUUGAGGAAAAAGCACGGCCAGAUUACAUUCCUACAUAUCUUCCACCACUCGUUCAUGCCCUGGACCUGGUGGUGGGGAGUCACCUACGCUCCCGGUGGAAUGGGAUCUUUCCAUGCCAUGGUGAAUUCCUCCGUCCACGUCAUCAUGUAUUUCUACUACGGUCUCGCUGCUGCCGGACCAAGGUUCCAGAAGUUUUUAUGGUGGAAGAAAUACAUGACUGCCAUUCAGCUGACCCAGUUUGUCCUGGUAUCUGUCCACGCCACCCAGUAUUACUUCAUGGACAGCUGCGACUACCAGUUCCCCAUGAUCAUCCACCUUGUCUGGAUGUACGGAACCUUCUUCUUCGUGCUGUUCUCCAACUUCUGGAUCCAGGCUUAUGUGAAGGGUAAGCGGUUGCCAAAGCAGGACAUUAAGCAGUGCCAGAACGGCAAAGCUAUAUACACGAAUGGCAAACAUGAGAACGGCACCAGCAAUGGCGUCGGCCACGGAACCACCAACAGCACCAGCAACGGUUCUGCCCACCACGAGAACGGCAGCACUCACAUGGGGAAGAUGAAGAAGGCCUAGGAACUCUGGAAGGAAACGCCCAAGAAGUAUGACCUGUUGAAACUACUAUGGAUUCCAAAGAUAAUUUUGGCUGUUUCUUGUCCUGUUUUUAGUUUUGUAUUCAAAACUUGGGAGAGCGAUGUGGUCAAUGAUUUUCCACAGCUGGGGGCCCCACAUUCGGUUGGUUGGUUUUGUUUGUUUCUUUGCAUUGGGCAGCCAUUUAUGGAACACAAUGUAUGAAGAGAAGAUGUUUUGACCUAAGUGUUAUCUUCACUGAUGUUGCAAACAACCUCCUACUUCAGUAUCACUCUGAUGGCCUUUUCUCCCCGUUUGCCUUCACUGUUUAUUUUGACCUCUGUGUCCUCCUGACCCCCCCCUGUGGACAGAUGACUGUACAGUUUCUAUCAAACUUGAAAAUACAUUUUGUAAAUAGUUUUACAGCAAAAACAACAAAAAACUAAUUGUAUUGGUAUGCUCUAGACUUUCUAAAUUUAGUUAGAUUGUGUAUUUAAAAUUAAAAUGCCAAUAAAUUCAAUUUUAAAUUA
Acanthochromis polyacanthus (spiny chromis) is the source of this 1764-nucleotide messenger RNA. RefSeq names its product ELOVL fatty acid elongase 1b (gene elovl1b). Gene Ontology annotation, cellular component: endoplasmic reticulum membrane; endoplasmic reticulum. The transcript is spliced from 9 exons. NCBI's taxonomy places the organism in Eukaryota, Metazoa, Chordata, Actinopteri, Pomacentridae. Gene Ontology annotation, molecular function: fatty acid elongase activity. Bases 263 to 1240 code for a protein of 325 amino acids. Gene Ontology annotation, biological process: very long-chain fatty acid biosynthetic process; sphingolipid biosynthetic process; fatty acid elongation, saturated fatty acid. The record is from RefSeq and is a predicted model, not a curated record.